AUGGAGGGCUCUUACGUGGAUCUUCUGGCUCUGAGGGUCAUCAUCUCCAUCGCCGGCGUUGUGGGAAACACGAUCCUGAUGAUCUCCAUCCUUCAAAUGACUCGUCUGAAGUCCUUCGAAAUCUUCCUUCUCGGACUGGCAGCGGCGAACCUGGAGGAGAUCGUGAUUGUGGACGUUUACGACAUCUUGCUCUUACGUUCGUCUUACAGGAUAAGCAUCUGGACCUGCAAAGGACUGAAGUUCCUCACCAUCCUCGGGGAGAUCGCCAGCAUCCUCUUCACGGUUCUCAUCAGCAUCUACCGCUAUCAGAAACUGCGGGACGUCCACACACGCGUCAACCUGCCCGUCUUCAUGGACGGCCUGCGCUCGGCCGUGUUCCUCUCCGUGUUGUGUGGCGCGGUGGCUCUUCUCUUCAGUUUGCCCACGCUUGUCAUUAACCUGGACUGGAGUCACCUGAACUCCUCAUCUCCGGGCUGUCCGGUUGAUUUCUUCCAGUGCUCAUUAGCGAGAUGCCCGACUCGCAACCGCGUUUACAAGUACUCCUUCCUUCUGGUGUGCAACCUGUUGCCGCUGCUCAUAGUCACACUGACGAGCACCAUGAUCGUCAGGAUUUUAAUAAUUCAGCAGAAAACGGUGAGGGCCCGACAGGCUCAGAGCGUAGCCACUACGACGACCCAACAGCGGCCCAGGAAAUCGGCUUUCCAGCGCGGCACGCUGGCCAUCCUGGCGGCCAUGACGCUGUUCCAGGUCAACUGGACCGUCUAUCUGGUCCUGCAUCUGGCGUGUGACCCGCAAACCUUCCCUUUAUGGUCGGAGGUGGAGUUCUUGAUCACCACGUUUUACACCGCCAUCAGCCCGUAUGUUUAUGGAAUGGGCAACAACCUAUUCAACAUAAAGCGCUUUAUUAGUUCUAAUCUAAGCUUCACUUAA
Messenger RNA from Labeo rohita (rohu), 930 nucleotides. RefSeq lists its product as uncharacterized. Bases 1 to 930 code for a protein of 309 amino acids. The record is from RefSeq and is a predicted model, not a curated record. Gene Ontology annotation, cellular component: neuron projection; membrane. Gene Ontology annotation, molecular function: G protein-coupled receptor activity; neuropeptide binding. Gene Ontology annotation, biological process: neuropeptide signaling pathway. The transcript has a single exon. Lineage: Eukaryota; Metazoa; Chordata; Actinopteri; Cypriniformes; Cyprinidae.